Cornus florida is the source of this 1319-nucleotide messenger RNA. RefSeq lists its product as uncharacterized. Gene Ontology annotation, molecular function: cysteine-type endopeptidase inhibitor activity. The transcript is spliced from 6 exons. NCBI's taxonomy places the organism in Eukaryota, Viridiplantae, Streptophyta, Magnoliopsida, Cornales, Cornaceae. The record is from RefSeq and is a predicted model, not a curated record. Bases 194 to 952 code for a protein of 252 amino acids.
AAUAAAAAAAUUAAGUUAGGGCAGGUUUCAGACGACACAAUCUGGUUCGACACUCCACAGGGCGCGGCCUCCGCUAUCGCCUCAGGUGACUAGGGUGUAGAAUCGGAACAUUGGAAUUAUGAAUGCAUGGUGGGUUUGGCACGCCCCACUCGCCCAACAUCCUUUUUCUGACUUAUGAGUUUAACCUCCGAACAUGGCUUCUGCUCAUGUUUCUUCUCAACCACCAGAAUUUCCAGAAAUCUCUUCUAAACCACCACCAGAAAAGAAACAGAAAACCGAUAAGCCUGUUGAUGGUGAGAAAAAAGGGUAUGAUCCUGAACUUGGUGAUGAAUCUGACGAUGAAUCUAAUGAUGAUUCCGAUGACGAUAGCGGGGGGAAUUGCUAUUGCGGGGGGGAAUGCUAUUGCGAUCCAGAUGAUCCUCUUACGCAAAAAAUGAUGUCCGGGGACAUGGACUCUGAUGAUGAGCGGGAGUUCGCGCUUAUGCUCUCUAAUGCAAACAUUACUUUAAAGAUACCAGAAGUCCCUGCACAGAGAGAGACCAUUCAAGAGACUGAUUCAGACGAUGAAGAGAAGAUGGAUGAAUUGUUUUGGCAAUACCGAAAACAAGCUGAGGACAGCAAUGGCUUUGAUGUGGAUAACUAUCCGCUUUUACGUUCUUAUUUGGGUUUAAUUAGCCCAAUUUCCUGGCCCAACGAGAGCGAAGGCCUACCAAAGCUUAUCAAAAAGCUUUCAAAAAAAGCAAUUCGGCAGUACAAUAGAGAUUAUAAGGUAAAUUAUGACUUUGUGAAGGUUCAGAAGGCAAAUCAACAGGUUGCUGCUGGUUUUAUCUAUUAUAUUACUUUUGAGGCCAAGGAUGCUAAUGAUGGUGGGUCUAAAAUCUUUCAAGCUGAGGUGUUCGAUGGAAUUAAGAAGACUGAGGUUGUGUCCUGUAGGCCUAAACCUCCUACAUAAUUCAUUAAGUUGCAGGUUUUUUCAGUGUGGAUGGCAGAUUGCUCUAGUUUCAUACAUUCAGAGUUCAAUCGGAAGCAAGAAUUGUUCCCCUCUACAUUUUUUUAAGUGAUAUCACAGUUGUUUUAUUAGAGAAGUUAUUUGAGGUGGUCUCCAAUUAAUCAAAGGGUGCAGGAAGGAAUAGUUAGUUACCAAGCUUAUAGCCAUAAUCAAAUAUUAUAUGUAAUCUCUAUUUUCACUGAAUUAAUGUUCUCUACAGUUAGACGAUCACAGCUGCACCAGAUUUGUCAUUUGAUUUUUUAUUUUAUUUUAUUUUUCAAUAGAAUAUAUAGAUCGAUUAAAAAUGAGAGAUGUGCUCUGGUUCGUUUCA